This is a messenger RNA of Aspergillus candidus, 781 nucleotides long. RefSeq names its product putative isochorismatase family hydrolase. The transcript has a single exon. Lineage: Eukaryota; Fungi; Ascomycota; Eurotiomycetes; Eurotiales; Aspergillaceae. The coding region runs from base 79 to 708 and encodes 209 amino acids. The record is from RefSeq and is a predicted model, not a curated record.
AUACAUCUCCACCAUUCAAUCCAGUGAUCCACUCCAAACUAAACAGUUAUCCAACAAAUCAUUCACCCAGCAAUCAACAUGUCUCUCGACUUCAGCAUCCCCACAGCCCUCAUCCUCAUCGACAACCAAGCGGCCUUCACGCACCCCACCUACUGGGGCAGCGCCCGGUCCAACCCCUCCUACGAGAACAACCUGCAAGCCCUGCUCUCUGCCUUCCGCGCCGCAAAGCGGCGCUCCUCCAGCACGCCCCUGGAGAUCAUUCACGUCUUCCACUCGUCGCACACAGACGAAGAAUCCCCGCUGCACCCGGCCCACCCAGGCGAAGGCAUCCACCCGCUGGACUUCGCCGCCCCGGCCACGGACGGCUCCGAGCUGGUGACGUGGAAGUCCGUGAGCUCGGGGUUCAUUGGCACGGAGCUUGCGGACCAUGUGCGGGAGAAUGGCAUCCGGCAGCUUGUGUUUGCGGGGUUGACGACUGAUCAUUGUGUGUCGACUACUGUGCGGAUGGCGGCUAAUUUGGGGGUUGUUAGCCGGGGGCCGGAUGAUCCGGGGAGGAUCGUGCUUGUUGCUGAUGCGACUGCUACGUGGGCGAAGGGGGGUUUUGAUGCGGAGACUGUGCAUGCUGUUUCGGUGGCGAGUUUGAAGGGCGAGUUUGCGGAUGUUUUUUCUACGGAGGAGGUUGUGAAGGCUUUGCAGGUUGCUGCUUAGAUUGCCACUUAGGGUUGAGGGUGGUGUUUUUCUUGUUCCAGGAAGGAAGUGGAAUGGAAAGGAGGGAAAAAGG